This is a messenger RNA of Gamsiella multidivaricata, 1154 nucleotides long. Its product is annotated as ribonuclease III domain-containing protein. The record is from RefSeq and is a predicted model, not a curated record. Gene Ontology annotation, cellular component: nucleus. Gene Ontology annotation, biological process: regulation of gene expression; primary miRNA processing; rRNA processing. Lineage: Eukaryota; Fungi; Mortierellomycota; Mortierellomycetes; Mortierellales; Mortierellaceae. Gene Ontology annotation, molecular function: ribonuclease III activity; double-stranded RNA binding. The transcript has 3 exons. The coding region runs from base 308 to 1021 and encodes 237 amino acids.
CUUCGAGAAACUGCUGUAAACGCUCAUUGCUAACGCCCGGAUCUACCUUUCUCAUACCUGAUCACCUAUAGUCUGCCCCCCCACGCUCACGCGCACCUUCCUUAUCAAUGUGAAGCCCCCUAAGAAGUCAAGACAGCAGCAGGACGAUAGCGUGAAGAUCAACAGCACCACUGAUCCAUCAACAGCAUCAGCAUCAGCAGCAACAUCAACAACAGACUCAAAAUACAGGAUAGAGAAACCGUCAUCAGCGGUCGUCGCGUUCGCGAACCGUUUGGGAUUGGGCGACUUGAAUGAUAAGACCCUCUGGAUGCGUAUUAUCACCCACCCUAGCUAUGAGCGCGUCGGUAUCCAGUCGAACGAGGGACUUGAUACUCUUGGUGAUAAGGCAUUGAACAUGUAUGUUUUGGAGUACCUUCACACCAAAUACCCAAAGAUGCCCGCAGAUGUCCUGCAGGAGGCAGUUGAGGUCUAUACCAGGACAAGCACUCUGGAACUUAUGGCCAAGGAGUUUGGUGUCGAGGAUGUCGCUCGUUGGGUCCACUCCAAGCCUGAUGCAUCCCACCAGUUGUCACCAAAGACUGUCAAGGCGUCCGUGGUCCGUGCGAUGAUUGGCGCUCUCUACGUCGAUCAGGGUCCCAUCAAAGCUCGCGACUUUAUCCACGCCCACUUCCUGUCGCGUGAAUUCGAUCUCGCCUCCUUGCUCAAGAUCGAGGAGCCCAAGCGAUAUCUGUCCUUCUUGAUGAAGCGUCUCGGACGUGAGGCACCCAUCGCUCGCAUGUUGGCCGAGACUGGUCGUCAGUCGAAGGCUCCCGUCUUCAUUGUCGGCGUCUAUUCGGGCACGGAAAAGAUUGGAGAGGGCUAUGGAUCGUCGAUCGCCAUGGCUGAAUUCAGGGCAAACAGUGAUGCUUUGAAAAAGUAUUACAUGGAGGAGGUCAAGGACUUUUCGUUGCCGUCGGAUGUCGAGAUCGGAGGAAGUGUUUAUCGGUCAGGAAAGAUCGGCGACACGCAGAUCAUUGUCUAAGAAUGCGGACGAUUUUUUUUGGAAAGGAAGGAAAAGGAAUGAUGGCUGUUUUUCAUUGGCAUAGUAGUAUGGGUGGUGGUUGCAUGUUAUCGGGACGAAGGAGGAGGAUGUCUUCUGCAUAUUUGAUCAGUUU